AUGUCACUCUUUGCUCGGAGUCUUCGCACUAGCAGGGAACCUAUAGGCGAUUUUCAUGUAUGUAAAGCAUGCAUUGAGAAAACUGCAAUGCGCAAGCCGGUUACCGAAUGGGGUGGAGGGGAAGCAGUUACGAGUAGAGGUGUGCUUGAAGGAUUUUAG
Molecule: messenger RNA, 159 nt
Organism: Sclerotinia sclerotiorum 1980 UF-70
Lineage: Eukaryota; Fungi; Ascomycota; Leotiomycetes; Helotiales; Sclerotiniaceae
Exons: 3
Coding region: 1-159 (52 amino acids)
Source: RefSeq, a predicted model, not a curated record